Molecule: messenger RNA, 1165 nt
Organism: Thalassophryne amazonica
Lineage: Eukaryota; Metazoa; Chordata; Actinopteri; Batrachoidiformes; Batrachoididae
Gene: rasl12
Product: RAS-like, family 12
Exons: 5
Coding region: 150-905 (251 amino acids)
Molecular function (GO): GTP binding; GTPase activity
Source: RefSeq, a predicted model, not a curated record
UUACCAGAGAAGCAGAAUGCAGUCUCGCUGUGCUCACACUGGGCAAGACCAAUAAUUCAUCUUCUGCAAUAAAUGGAUUUUACAGCGGCGGCCUGGACCCACUGUUUGUAACAUUGCUUACUUGGAGGACGCUGUGAUUUGUUGGGAACAUGUCUCUGAUGUUUGGGAAAGUGAGGACAGCUCCUGAGAGGAGUCCAGCUGAGUGUAACCUGGUUCUGCUCGGUGUGAUGGGCUCAGGCAAAUCAGCGCUGACGGUGAAAUUCCUCACGAAGCGCUUCAUCAGUGAAUACGACCCCCAUCUCGAGGAUAUCUAUUCAUCAGAAGAGGUUGUGGACCAGCAGCUUGUUGUUGUGAAAGUGAUGGACACAUAUGACCAGGACGGUCCUGUGAACACUGAGCGCUACCUGUCGUGGGCCAGUGCCUUCCUGGUGGUCUACAGCAUCGAUAAUGUGCACAGCUUUAAGGGUUGCCAGCCGUACCUGGAGACCAUCACCCUCCACAACAAAAGCCUCAAGUCACAAAGUCCCAUCAUCCUGCUGGGCAACAAGCUAGACAUGGACAGAUACAGGCAGGUGAGUACAUCUGAUGGUAAGGCCCUCGCCUCCCGUUUCGGCUGUCUCUUCUACGAGGUGUCAGCCUGUUUGGACUUUCGCUCGGUGCAACACGUUUUCCACGAGGCGGUGAGGAAGGUGAGAUGGGAUGGUGAGCCCGGCUGCUCGGUCCCAGCCGUCUACAUCAGUGACGAUAAACCUCUGGUGUCUUCAGCACCUGCCUUCACCACCCCCUGCUACAGGGAGCUGCCGGCCCCCGCCACCGCCAAGCUGGUCACCGUCAAGUCAUCCAGAGCACAGAGCAAACGGCGAGCCGCCACUCUGACCCUGCUCAAAGGCUUCAAGAUCUUCUGAAAGGUCAUGGGUGUGGUCCUUUCAGCUCUGCUACAUGGACAAAAUAACAAACGUCUGCACAAUAUGAUGGAAAAUAAGAGGUUGUUACAAACCGUCACCUUGUGUUUUUGGUGUGUCUGUGAGCAGUUCUACCCCUGAACCAACUCUAAUUCAGCCAUAAUAAUCAGCUCCAUCAUUUCUAUUUAUUAACUCUGCAUUCAGUUAUUUAUUUACAAAGAGUGUUGCAUUCAUAUUUUUACUUAGUCAAGAAUGGUGUGACA